Oncorhynchus mykiss (rainbow trout) is the source of this 7278-nucleotide messenger RNA. RefSeq names its product cytoplasmic polyadenylation element-binding protein 4. Gene Ontology annotation, cellular component: nucleus; synapse; neuron projection. Gene Ontology annotation, biological process: negative regulation of cytoplasmic translation. Gene Ontology annotation, molecular function: ribosome binding; mRNA regulatory element binding translation repressor activity; mRNA 3'-UTR binding. NCBI's taxonomy places the organism in Eukaryota, Metazoa, Chordata, Actinopteri, Salmoniformes, Salmonidae. The record is from RefSeq and is a predicted model, not a curated record.
GCUGAGCACUCUGUCAUUUGGCCACGGUCGGUUCUGAGGAGAGGGACAGCAACGGCAAAGAAACGCAGGAACAAGUCAGUUGGAUAGAGAGAAGAAAGAAAAUAAUACAGAAAUCCUUUAAACAAUGAAACCGACCGAAUAAGCCACUACAGUCAACUAGUAUUGAAUUCGUUUUAAACGUUUAAUUCAAUGACAUUUUUUAAAAAUUUUUAUACAAGCAAGGUUAGCGGUUCGCGAGAGAGAGCUGUGUCAUUGAGCAGGCAGGACACGUCAGGAGACGAGAGAAAAGCUGGUUAGCCAUAACUAGCUACUAUAUGAGCGAAAGCCAUAAAAGUACCCUAUCGCUUGUCAUAAACUUGAUAUUCACAAUUUUAUCAGACACAUCGAGAUUGCCGAUUGACUACAGGACGGAUCGAGUCAUCGCCUGGAUCAAGGGUAAGCGACCAAAAGGACGUAAAGAUCACGGGAUAGCAUAUAUUGUGUGGGGGAAAACAAAUGGGGGAUUACGGGUUUGGAGUCUUAGUGCAAAACAACACUGGCAACAAGUCUGCAUUCCCAGUUAGAAUUCACCCACAUCUGCAACCUCCACAUCAUCAUCAGAAUGCGUCUCCAAGCCCUGCUGCUUUCAUAAACAAUACCACAUCUGGUAAUGGCAGUAGCAGUGGGUCGCCUUGGCUUUUUUCAGCCACAGCUGCCCACAGCAGCAUGCAAGAUGAAAUUCUUGGGUCUGAAAAACCCAAAGCCCAGCAACAGGAAAUGCAAGAAACGCAAGAAAAGCAGCAACUGUCCCCUGGCCACCAGGAGUCUGUAAUCAUAUCUGAGUUAGAGAAGGCGAGGUCCGAGGAGAACAAGGUGGAGGGCAGCCCCUCAGAGGGUAGCAAUGGAAAGGAGAAGCUGCGCCUCGAGUCCCCAGUACUGACAGGCUUCGACUACCAAGAGACAUCGGGUCUUGGGGCUCCGGCCCAGUCCAGUACCUCCUCGUCCCUGACCGGCUUCAACAACUGGUCAGCGGCUAUUUCCCAGACACCCUCCACCAUCAUCAACGAGGAUGUCAGCUUCUUCAACCCAGCUGCCUCUGCUAACAAUGGGGCCCUCCUGUUCCAGAAUUUCUCCCACCACACCAGCCCAGGCUUUGGGGGAAACUUCUCCCCCCAGAUUGGACCCAUCUCCCAGCACCAUCCCCCACAUCCACACUUUCAGCACCCACACAACCAACACCAACAGCACCGCAGGUCCCCGGCCAGCCCCCACCCUCCUCCCUUCCCCCAUAGGAAUGCUGCGUUCAGCCAGUUGCCGCAUUUGUCCAAUAAUCUGAAUAAACCCCCGUCACCUUGGGGUAGCUACCAAAGCCCUUCUCCUUCUCCCUCUUCUACCUCCUGGAGUCCCGGCGGGGGCUAUGGUGGCUGGGGAGGCUCCCAGGGGCGUGAGUACCGUCGGGGCCUCAACGGAGGCAUGACCCCACUGAACUCAAUCUCCCCACUGAAGAAAACAUUCCCCAACAACCACGUGCCGUCGCAGAAGUACUCCCGCACCAGCCCUGGGUUCAACCCCAAAUCCUGGAUGGACGAGAGUGUGAGCAGGAGUGACAACAUCUUCCCCUUCCAGGAGCGCACCAGAUCCUUUGAUGGCUUCAACAUGCAUUCCCUGGAGAACUCUCUCAUUGACAUCAUGAGGGCCGAGCAAGAUACCCUGAAAGGUCGCCUAGGAUUCACCCAUCCAGGGGGAGAAAGUCCUCUGCCCAUAAAUGCAAGGAAUUAUGGGAGGAGACGAGGUCACUCUUCCCUGUUCCCCAUGGAGGAUGGUUUCCCUGACGACGAGCGUGGUGAGCAGAGCCUGCCUGGCCUUGGCUCGCCCCACUGUUUCCCCCACCAGAAUGGGGAGCGUGUUGAGCGUUACUCCCGCAAGGUCUUUGUCGGUGGCCUCCCGCCAGAUAUUGAUGAAGAUGAAAUAACUGCAAGUUUCCGUCGCUUUGGACACCUCUUUGUGGACUGGCCUCACAAGGCAGAGAGCAAAUCUUACUUCCCCCCGAAAGGUUAUGCCUUCCUGCUGUUCCAGGAUGAGAGCUCUGUGCAGGCCCUGAUUGAAGCCUGUAUUGAAGAGGACGGCAAGCUCUACCUGUGUGUGUCUAGCCCCACCAUCAAAGACAAGCCGGUCCAGAUCCGUCCCUGGAACCUGAACGACAGUGACUUUGUGAUGGACGGCUCCCAGCCUCUGGACCCCAGGAAGACCAUCUUUGUGGGUGGGGUGCCACGCCCUCUCCGUGCAGUGGAGCUGGCUAUGAUCAUGGACAGGCUGUAUGGAGGCGUGUGCUAUGCAGGCAUCGACACAGACCCGGAGCUCAAGUACCCCAAGGGAGCAGGGCGGGUCGCCUUCUCCAAUCAGCAGAGCUACAUCGCUGCUAUCAGCGCUCGUUUUGUCCAGCUGCAGCAUGGAGAAAUCGAUAAACGGGUGGAAGUGAAGCCAUACGUCUUGGACGACCAGUUGUGUGAUGAGUGUCAGGGAACUCGGUGCGGGGGCAAGUUUGCCCCUUUCUUCUGCGCCAACGUCACCUGUCUCCAGUAUUACUGUGAAUACUGCUGGGCGGCCAUCCACUCACGCGCUGGUCGGGAGUUCCACAAGCCACUGGUCAAGGAGGGAGGGGACCGGCCUAGGCACAUCUCCUUCCGCUGGAACUGAGAGGCAGAGGGGAGAGGGGGGAGUAGGAGUCGCAAAAUCAUUGUACAAAUAAAUGCACUUUUCUGUUGCUGGUUCCUUUUUAACUCUAAUUUGGGAGAAAAAAAAAGUUCAAUUUUAAAUUAAUAUUUUUUUUAAAGAUGAGGAGAUAUGUCAAGACAGGAAAAGAAAAUGUGUAUCCCAUGUGAAAUCCCAUGUGAAAUCCCAUUCUCUUGACUUUCUCCAGUUGCUUUUAUCUUUUAUUAGAGCAGAAUUUGAAAAGAUUAGGCUUUCGAUUGUCACCUUACUAUCCAAUUGACGUGUCAUUGACCAUCAACCUCAAAGCAGUAUGUUCAGUUCAGAUGUUCAUCCAAUAGGCUCCAGUUCAGAUGUUCAUCCAAUAGGCUCCAGAGCAGAUGUUCAUCCAAUAGGCUCCAGUUCAGAUGUUCAUCCAAUAAGCUCCAGAGCAGAUGUUCAUCCAAUAGGCUCCAGAGCAGAUGUUCAUCCAAUAGGCUCCAGAGCAGAUGUUCAUCCAAUAGGCUCCAGAGCAGAUGUUCAUCCAAUAGGCUCCAGAGCAGAUGUUCAUCCAAUAGGCUACAGAGCAGAUGUUAAUAGCAAAGGUGUUGCUAAAGAAGAGUGCACUUAUUUCUUUAUUUUAGAGUGCAGAAUAUAAAGUCUCAGUAGUUAACCAAAGCUUAAUCUCAAUUGGUUUGAAAAAGAAACAAGUACAGAAACGUGGAUUAUUUCCCAGAUCAGAUGUUUGAAUAUUUUUUUUUAGAGACCAUGCUAAUAUUUGAUGUUACUUGACAAGAUCCAUUUCACGACAGGCGUUCUGGUUUGAUCUCCAUUUUGACAUGCAAAAACUAAUACCUCAAGCUUAGCUGCUAAUGUGACGAAUAAGUUAAAGUAAGCUGGUAUCCCUCUUCCCUUAGGACCACAAUCAAAGGGAAACGACGUCAGCAAAAAGACACAUUUUUAUAGACGCUGCUUUGUCACUUCUUUAUUUUUGUAAUCUGACCCAAGGUUGUACUAAGAAUGAACAGAGCAUUUUAUUGGGGAAUGUAUGGCGUUGGAGGUCCCUGAGACCCUCAGCGCUGGCCCGUAUAGAGAUAAGUGACCCCCCCCCCCCCCCCCCCUCUGUGUCUGAGGCCAUGCUAGCUAGGAGAGGAGAGGCUAGUGCCUAGUUGUCAUCAGGGCUACACGUGAGCAGAAAGCCCUGUUUUUCGUGUAUUAUUAUUGCGUUGGUGCAAAUCUCCCAAUCCUUUUUUCACAACCGUAUUCUGUUUUUAACCCCGCUCAAAAAGAGAAAUGAAUUACUAAAGCCAGGCUUGUCAUCAACACAUUUCCAUCUAGAGGAGGAUCCAGUUAUUAGAGCUGCAGACCUCUCUUCCUGUGCCAGCCCAGCUAACUCAGCCAGUGUUCUAAGCAUAAAUGAAGAUAGUCCAUGCGAUGUGCUCUACUACGUACGUCCCACAAUGCAGUUCACUCACUCAAACAAGACUGCAAUGAAGAGGUUAUACCUAGAUGCUUUAGGGAACCAAAGCCGCCUGUGCAGUAGUGCAGUAAUACAGUAUUUCAUUUCAGUUUUUUUGAGUUCAUUAUUCUUUUCCUAUUUUUCUUACGAAGACCAGAUGGACUACAGCAAACCAAAGAUUGGCCUUGAAUAGAUAACAGUGCAGUCAAAAUCCAGGAAAACACUAGUGAAAACAACUGGACUUAUUCAGUUUACAGACACCCAGGCUUUUUCACCAGUCAAUCCUCUCAUUUCCAAAGGUCAAAAUAGAGACGUUUGUUGCUAGGCAGUUGUGUAACGUGAAUAGGUCUGCAACAGGUUUGGGGAUAUUAACACAACAAGCUAAACAAAGGCUCACAUUUGGUUUGGUUAUUAUAGUCAUACAGUAUCUGAAUCUACUAGCGUUUUAAUAUGUCAGGGAGAGAGUGCUGAAAUAGAAUUUAACACACUAGUGAAAACCGUAUCCUUGUGUUGGCUUGCUGGUGUUCUACUGCACCAUGACUUUAGCUUGCUGGUGUUCUACUGUACCAGUUCUGCACCAGGACUUUAGCUUGCUGGUGUUCUACUGUACCAGUUCUGCAUCAUGACUUUAGCUUGCUGGUGUUCUACUGUACCAUGACUUUAGCUUGCUGGUGUUCUACUGCACCAGGUCUGCACCAGGACUUUAGCUUGCUGAUGUUCUUCUGCACCAUGACUUUAGCUUGCUGGUGUUCUACUGCACCAGUUCUGCACCAGGACUUUAGCUUGCUGGUGUUCUACUGUACCAGUUCUGCACCAGGACUUUAGCUUUCCGGUGUUCUACUGCACCAGGACUUUAGCUUUCCGGUGUUCUACUGCACCAGUUCUGCACCAGGACUUUAGCUUUCCGGUGUUCUACUGCACCAGUUCUGCACCAGGACUUUAGCUUGCCGGUGUUCUACUGCACCAGGACUUUAGCUUGCCGGUGUUCUACUGCACCAGGACUUUAGCUUGCCGGUGUUCUACUGCACCAGUUCUGCACCAUGACUUUAGCUUGCUGGUGUUCUACUGCACCAGGACUUUAGCUUGCUGGUGUUCUACUGCACCAUGACUUUAGCUUGCUGAUGUUCUACUGCACCAUGACUUUAGCUUGCUGGUGUUCUACUGCACCAUGGCUUUAGCUUGCUGGUGUGGUGGAUAAACAUUUUAGGAGUCAAACACUUUUUGAAGAAUUUGCUGUUAAUGAGAGAAAAACAGAUUAUUUUAUACAUGGCCUGCUGAUUUUUGGUACAGUGUUUUCUAGCUAAAUUAUUUUGUCAUGCACAUAUAAACAUUUUAUGCACUACUUUUCUAAAUAUGUUUUUUUUCUUCCCAACAGUCAUUUUAGGCACAUUUUUCACAAAUGGGGAAAACUCCUUUUUGCAAUACCUCAAUUUUUCACAUUGUGAAAGGUAGCUUUUGUACUUUUGUUACUUGAGAGAUCUGCAUAUAUGGACACUUUUCAUUUAACGAAAAAAAUGUAGUGAUUUCGAUAUAUAUUAUUUUCAGUUAUGCUUUUUUCUACAUUUCAGUGCUGAGGAAUCUUCACAACCAAGUAGCGUACGUGCAUUGACGCGACUUCCGAAACGGCAGAGGAACGAUCAGUGUACUGCUUAAAGGUCUUAGAUCUUAUACACUAGAUGUUUCACAAAAAUCAGAUCUUAACAGCAUGGCGAGGACAAAGUUGUCAUUUAAAAUUUUAAUGUUAUUGUUUAAAAAAAAAAUGGCUAUCCUAGUUGGGGAAAAUGGUAACUUCUCUUUUUGGUUUCCUCUCCAUAGCUGGAUUAUAACUAUUAUAAGGAUAAUGCAAAUUAUGGUUCAUGCUUCGGCUGAAUCUCGUAUCACAAGAAUGGAUGUUUGGUGUUUAGAUAUUUUAACAUUUGAAAAUAUAUAUUCUUGAACUUGCCAACUAGCUCCUAUUGUAAUCCUUAGCAUGCAUGACGAAAAAAAGUACAUGAAUUAGCUAUUGAAUUUGAUUGUUGUGGUUGUGCACCAGAUGUUUCUCAACUUUAAUUUGUUAAGGACACACCCCACACCUCACUUCUCUCCCAUGUGUUGAUAUCUUUGCCUUCUCCAUACUCAGACCUCUGCAGGAUGCAAAGAAAAAAAGAUGAGAAAAUAAGAAAAAAACAAACUCUAAAAUCUAUUUUAGCAGUGGAGGACUUGAGCAUCUUAUAGGAAGGAGGACACUGUUGAAAAGACUUGUUAACUCAUCUCCACUGUCUGUUGAGGUAAUUCAACCGUUUUGGAAGAAGGGGAACUUUAAGACUUGAAUGUGGUAAAUGUUGCAAGUUAACUUCGAGUUGUUAUGUGCAAUACAUUUAAUUUUAUUUUUUUUCCAGAUAAAGACUCUUUGCAAUGUAAUUCUUUAAUGCCAUUUUUAAUUGCAGACAUUUAAAGAAGACGUUAAUAUGUUUUUCAGUCAUUUUCUACUGUUAUUGUAAUCCUUUUCAUGCUGGUGUUUGUAAAAAAGAAAAAGAAAUCAAACUAUUUGUACUAAUAUAAAUAAUCGAAGUUAUUUUUAAAACAUUAAAGGUUUUGUGCUCAUUUGUUUAUUUCAAGCUACUGUGAUUGGUUGUAAUUAUUAGGUCAAUAAUGUAUUUAGCUGUUUAUUGGUAUAUUUUUAAUUGGAAUGUAUAAUUUUUAUAAUUUUGAUCAGAUUUUUGUUAUAUUUUUGAGGUGAAGCUUUUAAAGUGUCUAGUUUUUACUAAUUGCUAUAUUGUGCUCCACAAUAUAUGAUUAACAUUUUCUGAAGGAAAAUAAAUAUUUAAAUAUUUGUCUGUUAAUGAUGUUACUUAAUGGCAAAAUUUCAAUAGUUUUUAACUGUAUGGGAAGGUUGUUGUAUUUAUUAAUAGCAUUUUUUACUUAAGAUUAUCACCUUAAUUUCUAUUGUCAUUUCACUUUAUAAGUUCCUAUUUUUGUAUUUUCCUUUCUAAUUAAGUUAUGUAAUACAAAAUGUCCAUAUUUCUAGGAGUUGGUCUGUAGCAGUGCUAGUGAAACGAAAAAUACAACUCUGUUAUUUAAUUGUUUGCAGCCAACUAUUUAUAACAGUGCAUCAUUUUUAAAUAUUUGUAAUGUGAAAUGUUGAAUGAAUAAAACUUAACUGUGAAAAGGCC